This is a messenger RNA of Alosa sapidissima (American shad), 2580 nucleotides long. RefSeq lists its product as uncharacterized. The transcript has 2 exons. The coding region runs from base 241 to 1020 and encodes 259 amino acids. NCBI's taxonomy places the organism in Eukaryota, Metazoa, Chordata, Actinopteri, Clupeiformes, Clupeidae. The record is from RefSeq and is a predicted model, not a curated record.
GACACUGUUGCUGCAGCAUAGUAUGCAAUAUGUGAUUUUGGUGUCCAGCAAUACUUACAGGCAUGUAGGCAACAUGCUUUUGAUUAGUUGAACUGAGGCAGCCAGUGGACCAGAGAAGGAGUGGCUGUCUCCUACAAAAUGACAUGAACAGCAACACUAUCACAGUCCUGCUGCGCUAGGCAAUACAGAAUCCUCAAAUCUCACCUGUGGCGCCUGUACUGUACAUCCAGCUCCAGCACCAUGGCUGACGAGAUCUGGCUGUCCUUGUUCCUCUCUGCUGGUCUGUGUGUGGGGCUGCCCACUGUCAUCUGGGCCCUCUACUCUCUGAGACGCCAUCAGAAAGCAGGCGGUCAUGUCUCAGCCUUCAUCUACUCACUUAUCGCUAGUGAUAUCCUGGAGCUGCUGUUGAGCCCUUUCCUGAACACAUGUUUCCUGCAGGGAAUUCCGAGUCAUGACCGUUCACCCUGCUGGAUGCUCUGCUUCAGUUUUGCUGGGGCGAGGAUCUGCGGUUUGCACUUCCACCAGCUGGUGGCCUUCGAGGGAGUUCUGUUUCUGACUUACCCUAAACCAUCCUCUCACUUCUUUGGUGUCGUCUUCCCAACAGCACUGUCUCUGUCUGUGUGGAUCUUUGUAAGUGGCAUUAAUGGCUUCACCACUGGUUAUAUCAUCAACUUAAUCUUCUGCGUGGUACCAGUGAUACUGGCCAUCAUAACGAGUGUGUUGACCUUCAGACUUCCAAGGUCGUCUGUGGGUCUGCUCAGCCACAAGCGGUCGGGUUUCAAAGUUCUCCGGACUGCUCUGUCCACUCUUAUUGUUCUGUAUAUCCCAUGUUUGGUCAUUUACAGCAUGGACUUUCCUGGCCUGGACUCUGAGUCUUCAUGGCUGAAUGGGGCCGUGGCUAUCAUGAGUUUACGAGUGGUGACGGAACCUCUGCUGUGUGUGCUGGUCUGCAGGGAGACUUACAAGUGUCAGACCCACGCAGAGACAGAGACACAGACACAUGAUCCAGGGUCAGGCUGACUUCAGAACAUGGUCCUGUCAAAACAAUUUGCUCCAAUAUCAUUCUGUAGGUUUGCAUGUUCCCUACAUUAUACUGUAAAUGCUGUCCCAUCUCGGUAACAACAAAUAAGAUCUCACAACAAAAAUGGUACAUAUUCUUCAUUACAUCAGUACAUCAACAGUGAAAAUUAGUCACUUGGAAGUAUUUUCCCACACAAACACACAUGUGCACUGUACGUGUGCGGGCACAAUUAACUCAAUGAAAUAAGAAAGCAACAUGUACUGUAGUAAUUAAGUGACCAGCGAUGCAAAGGGAUUUUUAAUCUUUUAUCUAUUUAAAAAAAGGCUUUUCUUAUUUAUUCUGCUUUUGUUAUGACUUACAUAGACAUAUAUUAUGUCCUUUUAUCAAAUGUCAACUUUGUUGAUGAUAUUACAUCGCUAUGCUCUUCAUCAUUUCUAUUCUAUGUUUUCCAUCUGCUUAGCUUCAAUUUUGAUAACUAAAUGUAUGUAAAAGUACAAAGCCAAUACACCUGACAGCAUUAGUGUUAAGUCUACACCUUGUAUCAUGUUUCUUAUCAUAUUCACGGACUGAAUAGCCACCAAAUGGGACACCACAUUUUAUGUAAUGAGGCAUCUCCACUUUGCAUUGUGGCUACAUUAUCAUCUAGUCUGCAAUACUUUCUCUUAAUCGAAUUCCAUGUUGUCCACAAUUCUUUAGAUUUUUGUCAGAUGUAAAUUUGUCUUCCUAAUAGCUUGUUCUGGUCUUAUCAAUGCUCACACACACACAGAAACUGGUGUGGCAAGAUAGCAGACGGUGUGAUUUCAGUCAGUGCCCAGAUUUCAGUCAGGGCAAGUGGGUUGUUUUUUUUCCCCAUCUUGGUUUGUUGAACAGAAUCUACAUCUAGCUUCUGCAGCAUGACUGAUAUGCGGCUGUUCUGCAGCAUGACUGAUAUCCGGCUGUUCUGCAGCAUGACUGAUAUCCGGCUGUUCUGCAGCAUGACUGAUAUGCGGCUGUCCUUGCUCCUCUGCCAGCCGGUGUGUGGGGUCUCAGCCUUUGUCUUCUCUCUCAUCUUCAGCAACUUAGCUUUUUUGGUGAUUAUCUAUCUUAAACAUUUCACUCUAACAUGUUAAAAAUGAAAAACAAAGAAUUUUGAGGUUAAGGUUUUCUAUACUUGAAAUGCAACUUGUAUGCAAAUUGAAAUGUAUACUUGUAUGUAAAAUAUUGACUUCAUGUAAAUAAUCACCUGUGGACGUUUUGUGGGGGGAUAUCUAUUAGUUAUGAUUUGAAGCCUAGUAUUCACCUGUAUAUCAUGCAUAAAAUUAAAUUAGAGGUAGUAAGCAUGAUAAAACAAAACAAGCUACCCCAAAUACAGUGCUAUUUUCUAUUUCUAGGGUGGUAUACCAUGUCAAAAUCACUAGACUAGACACAAGACUUUAUCCUUGAAUAGUACUGAUUGACCAAAAUUAGGGGGUCUGGCUCAAGUACUACUGUACAAGGUGAUUUAUGUAGAUAUGUUCAUAAAAAAAACAUACAUGUUCAUAAAACAUUUAGAAAUGAGAAAAUUGUAACAGAAUGGGAAA